AUGGAAACCCACACUACAUAUGAAAUCUGCACAGCAUCUAAUGCGACACACUUUGACGAGUGGUCAGUGACUUCCUCCUACCCCCUUGGUGACCGGUCCAAGCCAAAAGUACGAGGCUUGCCCACCGUAGGAGUCCAGCCCCAAUCAUUUUUACAGUCAGGAUCGGGAUUUGCUGGAUUCACUGUGUUGCCCCCCUUCCUCUCAAGGUCCAGUUGGGAAUGGGUAGCGGCUUGGGCGCUGAGUAGAGUGCAAACCUUGCGUGGCGGCUGCACCAAUUUUCUCGUUGGUCCUGUUGUUCUGGUCUAG
Molecule: messenger RNA, 306 nt
Organism: Penicillium taxi
Lineage: Eukaryota; Fungi; Ascomycota; Eurotiomycetes; Eurotiales; Aspergillaceae
Exons: 1
Coding region: 1-306 (101 amino acids)
Source: RefSeq, a predicted model, not a curated record